UCCUCCAAUAACCCCAACGACCCAUCCGUACGCGUCUUGAACCAACGCCCCAAACCACAAUGUUGGGAACACGGCUGCAACGGACGACAAUUCUCGACCUUCAGCAAUCUCCUCCGCCAUCAGAGAGAAAAGUCCGGCACAGCGAAUAAAUCCUACUGUCCGAAAUGUAACGCGGAGUUCACGCGGACGACGGCGAUGCACGGCCAUUUGAAGCACGACAAGUGCACGAAGCAAAGGAGGGAGAGCGACGCGAAUUGA
Messenger RNA from Zymoseptoria tritici IPO323, 258 nucleotides. RefSeq lists its product as uncharacterized. The annotation marks the transcript as partial. The record is from RefSeq and is a predicted model, not a curated record. The transcript has a single exon. NCBI's taxonomy places the organism in Eukaryota, Fungi, Ascomycota, Dothideomycetes, Mycosphaerellales, Mycosphaerellaceae.